AUGACAGCCAGCAUCGCGACUUCGAGGAUCCGCAUGCACUCUUUGAGCUCCGAUGCAUUGAAUGUCUCGAAGGCCGUGACCUCGAUCCCCUCCAAUCGCUCCAAUCUGACCUCGGACUCGCGGGGACGCAGAGCUGGGGCCAAGCUUAGCAGGCAUCGCACGAACGAAGAGAUCUCUUCGUGCCGAUCAUGGCUGCGCGACUUGGAGGAGUCGUUGCCAUUUCAGGGUCUUGUUGUGCUGGUGGUUCUUGUAGAUAUUGUGGUAUCGCUGUUUUAUUUGAGCAGAAGCUCGCAGACGCAGGCACCCCUGUGGUUCGAAAUCGCCAUUCUGGCGAUCCUCUGGCUGGACAUCAUCAGCCGGAUCAUCGCGCACGGCCGGAACUUUUUCUUCGGCAUCGGCCGCACGAUGAAUGUCUUCGAGCUCUGCGUCGUUGUGUUCUGCUCGCUCGUUGCCUACCUCGAGCAGCACGCGGGUGAAGUUGUCCCCACGGGCUGGCUGCGCGUGCUCGGCCGCAUGGCACGCUUUUUUCGCACGUGCGUCAAGGCCCACCAGCAGAAGAACCGGCUGCUGAAGGCCGCGCAGCGAGAGAUGCAGACAAGGGCCUUCCAAGUCUUGCAGAAGGUGCUCGGCGACCUCGUCAAGGUCUCGGAGGAAGAUCUCAUCUUGGACCCGCUCCAGGGCUUCCUGCGCCUGCGCGACGCGGAGUGGCUUGGGCGGCCGGAGGCGUCUCUCUGCGCCCACUAG
Messenger RNA from Prorocentrum cordatum, 744 nucleotides. The record is from the annotation of a GenBank genome assembly. NCBI's taxonomy places the organism in Eukaryota, Dinophyceae, Prorocentrales, Prorocentraceae.